Messenger RNA from Elephantulus edwardii (Cape elephant shrew), 666 nucleotides. RefSeq names its product tumor protein p53 inducible nuclear protein 2 (gene TP53INP2). Lineage: Eukaryota; Metazoa; Chordata; Mammalia; Macroscelidea; Macroscelididae. Gene Ontology annotation, cellular component: autophagosome; nucleus. The coding region runs from base 1 to 666 and encodes 221 amino acids. Gene Ontology annotation, biological process: autophagosome assembly; positive regulation of DNA-templated transcription. The record is from RefSeq and is a predicted model, not a curated record. The transcript is spliced from 3 exons.
AUGUUUCAGCGCCUCACUAGCCUCUUCUUCAGCACCCCUCCACCCCCUGAGGACCCUGACUGCCCCCGCGCCUUUGUCUCUGAGGAAGAUGAAGUGGAUGGCUGGCUCAUCAUUGACCUGCCAGACAGCUACGCGGCUCCGCCCAGCCCCGGGGCCGCCCCGGCUCCUGCGGGCCGCCCCCCGCCUGCCCCCUCCUUGAUGGACGAGAGCUGGUUUGUUACCCCUCCGGCCUGUUUUACUGCAGAGGGGCCCGGACUCGGGCCCGCCCGCCUCCAGAGCAAUCCCCUGGAAGACCUCCUCAUCGAGCACCCUAGCAUGUCCGUUUACGUCACUGGCAGCACCAUAGUGCUGGAGCCUGGGCCCCCUUCCCCGCACCCCGACGUUGACCAGCCUGAUGACCACCUUAGCGACGGGGAGUUGGUGCCUGCCCGCCGUGAGCCCCGGGCCCUCCACCACGCGGCAGCCCCGAUGCCCGGAAGGGCCGCGAUGCUGGAGAAGGUCGGCCACGCGCGGCGGCUGCAGCGGGCCCGGCAGCGGGCCGAGCGCCACGCGCUGAGCGCUAAGGUGGUGCAGCGACAGAACCGCGCCCGAGAAAGCCGUCCGCGCCGACCCAAGCACCAGGGCAGCUUCGUCUACCAGCCAUGCCAGCGCCAGUUCAACUACUGA